AUGGCAGAAGGCCUAAAGGAGCCACUCCUAAAUCCUCAGGAAUUUAUGAGAGAUGGGAUUGAUUUGGGUCGUUUACCUAUGGAAGAAGUUUUUGAGCUAUUGAAAACCUCACAAAACGGCCUUUCAACUCAGGAUGCUGAAGUCCGCUUGAAGAUUUUUGGACCCAAUAGACUUGAAGAAAAGCCGGAGAACAAAAUAUUGAAAUUUCUUAGUUUCAUGUGGAAUCCUUUGUCAUGGGUAAUGGAAGCUGCUGCUGUGAUGGCACUUGUCCUUGCUAAUGGAGGAGACCAAGGACCAGACUGGCAGGAUUUUGUAGGCAUCAUGUGCCUACUGCUCUUAAACUCAACAAUUAGCUUUUUGGAGGAAAACAAUGCAGGGAAUGCUGCUGCAGCACUUAUGGCACACUUAGCUCCGAAGACAAAGGUCCUUAGAGAUGGGCAAUGGCAAGAGCAAGAUGCAACUAUUCUAGUUCCUGGAGAUAUUAUUAGCAUAAAGCUUGGUGACAUCAUUCCUGCAGAUGCUCGUUUACUAGCAGGAGACCCUCUAAAAAUCGACCAGUCUGCUCUUACUGGGGAAUCUUUGCCUGUCACGAAGAGAAGUGGUGACGAAGUGUUUUCAGGAUCUACAUGCAAGCAUGGAGAAAUAGAAUCUGUAGUAAUAGCAACUGGGGUGCAUUCUUUUCUUGGAAAGGCAGCAUACUUGGUGGAUAGCACUGAAGUUGUUGGACAUUUCCAGCAGGUCCUUACUGCCAUUGGGAAUUUUUGCAUUUGCUCCAUAGCAGUAGGAAUGAUUAUUGAGAUCAUUGUUAUGUUCCCUAUUCAACACCGUGCUUACAGGAGUGGGAUAAACAACCUUCUUGUUCUAUUGAUUGGUGGAAUACCCAUAGCUAUGCCAACAGUUCUGUCUGUUACACUUGCAAUCGGUUCCCAUCGUCUAUCUCAACAGGGUGCCAUUACAAAAAGGAUGACAGCAAUCGAAGAAAUGGCUGGGAUGGAUGUUCUAUGCAGUGAUAAAACAGGCACUUUAACUCUGAACCGUCUCACAGUCGAUCGGAGCCUCAUAGAGGUUUUUAACAAAGACAUGGAGAAAGACACAGUUAUCUUAUUUGCAGCGAGAGCAUCAAGACUAGAAAAUCAAGAUGCCAUUGAUGCUGCCAUUGUUAACAUGCUUAGUGAUCCAAGGGAGGCACGCGCAAACAUCCAAGAAAUUCACUUCCUGCCUUUUAAUCCUGUUGACAAACGUACAGCUAUAACUUACAUAGAUAGUGAUGGUAAAUGGUACAGGACCAGCAAAGGAGCCCCUGAACAGAUUCUAGCUCUCUGCCAAGAGAAAAAUGAGAUUGCUGGAAAAGUGCUAGAAAUGAUUGACAGAUUUGCUGAAAAGGGAUUGAGGUCUCUUGCAGUUGCCUUGCAGGAAAUUCCAGAGAAAACAAAGUCAAGUCCAGGAGGCCCUUGGAUGUUUUGUGGACUGCUACCUCUUUUUGAUCCCCCAAGGCAUGAUAGCGCUGAGACCAUUCGAAGAGCUCUUAACCUUGGAGUUUGUGUCAAGAUGAUUACAGGUGAUCAACUGGCAAUUGCAAAGGAGACUGGUCGACGACUUGGUAUGGGAACUAAUAUGUAUCCAUCGUCAUCACUGUUGGGACAUGACAAGGAAGAAACUGUAGCCCUUCCAAUAGAUGAGCUCGUUGAAAUGGCUGAUGGCUUUGCCGGUGUUUUCCCAGAACACAAGUACGAAAUAGUGAAAAUUCUGAAAGAAAAGCAACAUGUUGUGGGAAUGACUGGGGAUGGUGUGAAUGAUGCACCAGCCUUAAAGAAGGCAGAUAUUGGAAUAGCAGUGGCAGAUGCUACAGAUGCUGCAAGGAGUGCAGCUGAUAUUGUACUUACAGAACCCGGCUUAAGUGUGAUUAUCAGUGCUGUCUUGACUAGCCGGGCCAUAUUCCAGAGGAUGAAAAACUACACAAUAUACGCGGUCUCCAUAACCAUCCGCAUUGUGCUAGGCUUCAUGCUUUUGGCCUUAAUCUGGGAGUAUGACUUUCCACCGUUCAUGGUUCUGAUCAUAGCAAUAUUAAAUGAUGGAACCAUCAUGACCAUUUCCAAAGAUCGUGUCAGACCAUCUCCCAGUCCUGACAGCUGGAAACUUUUUGAGAUUUUUGCAAUUGGCACUGUCAUAGGGACAUAUCUUGCCUUAGUCACUGUGUUAUUUUACUGGGUUAUAAAAUGCACAGAUUUCUUUGAGAAGCAUUUUGGUGUGAGCUCUCUAUCUGGAAACUCUGAGAAAAUCUCAUCUGCUAUGUAUCUGCAAGUUAGCAUUAUCAGUCAGGCCCUCAUCUUUGUUACUCGCAGUCAGAGCUGGUCAUUCCUGGAGAGACCAGGAGUGCUUCUCAUGUCUGCAUUCGUCGUAGCCCAACUGGUUGCCUCAUUGAUAACAGUUUAUGCUAACAUUGGUUUUGCUUCAAUCAAUGGGAUUGGAUGGGGUUGGGUUGGUGUCAUAUGGCUAUACAGUCUGGUUUUCUAUUUCCCUCUUGAUAUUAUCAAGUUCAUAGUCCGUUACGCUCUAAGCGGAGAAGCUUGGAAUCUUUUAUUUGACAAGACUGCAUUUAGUUCUAAGAAAGACUAUGGAAAGGAAGAGUGGGAAUUCGAGGGUGAGGAGCAACCUGUAACUCGAAGACGGAGUUGUAGUCUGAUUGCUGAACAGGCCAAAAGGCGUGCUGAGAUAGCUAGGUUACAGGAGUUUCACACAUCAAAAGGACAUGUGAAAUCGCUUAUGCGUUUAAAGAACUUGGAUCUUAGUUCAUUCUCAUCUGCACAUACAAUCUGAUAUGCCAUGCAAAAUGCAAACAUACGAAUUUUGGGUGAACAAUUCUGCUUGCAUUCGCUUACAUGAAGAUCAGGAAUGCUUUCUAGAGUAGUGUUUGAAAGUACCCACAUUUUGAAUUCAGAAAUUAAUAGUGCAUGCUCCAGAAAGCUUCUCUGAAUAACAUAGAUUCCAGUUUAUAGAACAUAAUCUGUUGUUGUCGUUGUUUAAAUAUGACUCGUUCUUAUGGCUUGUAGACCAGAGAAAGUCGUUAUGUAAUUGCCUUACAAGUUAUUAUGGUAUU
This is a messenger RNA of Chenopodium quinoa (quinoa), 3097 nucleotides long. RefSeq names its product ATPase 10, plasma membrane-type-like. Lineage: Eukaryota; Viridiplantae; Streptophyta; Magnoliopsida; Caryophyllales; Amaranthaceae. Gene Ontology annotation, cellular component: plasma membrane. Gene Ontology annotation, molecular function: ATP hydrolysis activity; ATP binding; P-type proton-exporting transporter activity. Gene Ontology annotation, biological process: proton export across plasma membrane; regulation of intracellular pH. The transcript has 21 exons. The record is from RefSeq and is a predicted model, not a curated record. Bases 1 to 2817 code for a protein of 938 amino acids.